Gongylonema pulchrum is the source of this 351-nucleotide messenger RNA. The record is from the annotation of a GenBank genome assembly. Lineage: Eukaryota; Metazoa; Nematoda; Chromadorea; Rhabditida; Gongylonematidae.
GUGACUGAGUUGAUGUGUGAAAACCCAAACCAGGAAGGAGUGGCAACGAAAAAAAUAAAUGCUUUAAAGAAAGCGAUUAAAACGAAUAGAAAGGCAGAUUGUGAAGUGGAACUUGUGUACCUCUCGAAAAAAGACCCAUACACCAAGCGUGAUAUUAAAGAUCCCGUUCAGAAUAAACACUGCAAGCAUGUGUAUGAUCGGAGUUCCGUGGAAGUUAACAUCGCCUUCUGCAGCGAGCAAGGAAAGCCAUGUUUGUGUCCAAUUUCAUCAUGCCCUAAUAAAGUAGCACUGGAAAUGGCUGAUUUGAUUCCGUAUCCGGAAUUUUUCGAUCUCGUUAAGGAUAAGGAUUAA